AUGACAUUGGAGCCCUCCUCCUGUAUGAAAACACAACUGGUGAGUGCCAUCCAGCUCCAAGAGGUCGAGCUGGAAGAUUGUGACACCAGCAAAGCACCGGAGGAGGUCAAAGAUGAUAAACAUUACAGCGUUGAGCAAGCAGUGGAGACCAUCGGCUUUGGCCGCUUCCACAUCCUUCUCUUCAUCAUUAUGGGUAGUGCCAAUAUUGUGGAAGCUAUGGAGAUCAUGUUGCUUUCUGUUGUAUCCCCUGAGAUCCGUUGCGAGUGGCGAUUGGAGGAUUGGCAGGUGGCUCUUGUUUCAACGAUGGUCUUCCUGGGCUUCAUGCUGUGUGGAGUGUUAUGUGGAUAUGUAGCAGACAGAUAUGGCCGCUGGAAGGUGGUGUUGGGAGGCUUUGUGUGGGGUGCAUAUUUUUCUUUCCUCACCUCCUUUGCUCCAUCCUAUGGCUGGUUCAUCUUCCUCAGGAGCAUGGUGGGCUGUGGUGUGGCUGCCACCUCACAGGGGUUUGUUCUGAAAACAGAGUUCAUUCCUGCCAAAUACAGGGCAUCUCUGCUUCCUUUAGCUUCAAUCUUUUGGAUGGUAGGGUCCAUGUUAAUCAUCAUUCUGGGGAUGACUGUAGUACCCACACUGGGCUGGCGAUGGAUGAUCCGUCUGUCCAUCAUUCCAAGUCUAAUAUUGGUUGUGCUCUUCCAGUUUAUCCCAGAAUCAGCCCGGUUUCAAGUGUCUGCAGGUAACAUGCGGGGGGCAGUGGAGACUCUGAGGAAGAUUGCUCAGAUGAAUGGAGCUAAUUUACCUGAGGGAGAGCUACGGGAACCUGUAGUGAAACAAAGAGGAAAUGCUUCCACUCUAAUCAGCCCAACCUUCCGUAGAACAUCCCUUUUGCUGUGGUACACGUGGUUUGUGGCCUCGUUCUCCUACUAUGGCUCAGUUCUGAGCAGCUCAGAGCUGCUUGAGAGGAACCUGCUGUGUGUGACUGAUGCUGAUGCUGAACAUCAUAUCAAACAUGACCAGGAGGUGGCGCCAUGCUACUGCAUUCCCUUCAACUUUGCUGACUAUCAAACCCUCCUCAUCAGCUGCCUAGGUGAAAUCGCAUUAAUACCUCUGAACAUUGGUUUGCUCAACAUUGUUGGGCGAAAGCUCAGCAUGACAAUCCUUCAGCUGUUAACAGCUCUUUUCUUCAUGUUAGUUAAUGUCUGCACAACCAUGUUUGGUUUCACCGUGCUGCUCUUCCUUCUCCGCUCCAUAGUCUCCAUGAACUUUAAUGUGGUUUACAUUUACACCGCAGAGGUUUACCCUACAGCUGUACGCUCCAUAGGAAUGGGCUUUUGCACUUCCUUCAGCAGAGUUGGUGGAAUGAUAGCACCCUUCAUAGCACAGGUGCUCAUGUCUAAGUCAGUGGUGCUCGCUCUGUUGCCCUUUGCUCUGUGUGCCAUCCUGUGUUCUAUAGACUCCAUCCUCCUGCCUAUUGAAACCAGAGGACGUGCUUUACUGCAGCAGCAGACUCAGUGA
Chanos chanos (milkfish) is the source of this 1506-nucleotide messenger RNA. RefSeq names its product SVOP-like (gene svopl). The transcript has 15 exons. Gene Ontology annotation, molecular function: transmembrane transporter activity. Gene Ontology annotation, cellular component: membrane. The coding region runs from base 1 to 1506 and encodes 501 amino acids. The record is from RefSeq and is a predicted model, not a curated record. Lineage: Eukaryota; Metazoa; Chordata; Actinopteri; Gonorynchiformes; Chanidae. Gene Ontology annotation, biological process: transmembrane transport.